AUGGGGGUCGAUUUACAGCAGCGCCUUGAGCGAUGGGCUCAGAGACUGCAAAACCUAACCGUCUCCCCCCUCACCCGCGAUUAUCCCGACACCCAGAGUCAGGACAUUCCCAAGAGAGCCAUUGAAGCUUUCGAGUCACUCAAGCUUCCCAGUGAUACAGCGUCCGCUUUGCAGAAGAUCUCCGGAUCCUCGUCCGGGUUCUCCGUUUUCCUCACUGCCUUUGUCGUGCUCGUUGCUCGCUUGACUGGGGACGAAGAUAUCGCCAUUGGCACCAGUGUUGGGGAUGACGGUCGUCCCUUUGUCCUGAGAGUCCCCAUUGACCCCUCCGAGUCAUUCCUUCAGCUAUAUGGCAAGGUCCAGACGGCCUUCGACCAAGGCUCAGCCGACCUUGUUCCUCUAGGUAGCCUACGAUCUUAUAUCCAAGAAAAGUCUCAAUCUGAACGAACCCCAAUCCUAUUCCGCUUCGCCGCAUAUGACGCUCCCGCUGCCUCCCAAGAAUAUCCCGCCAAUACCUUUGAGACUACCGAUCUGGUGCUCAAUGUUGCUACCGGCUCGACGAUGGAGUUGGGAGCGUACUACAACCAGCGACUCUUUUCGAGCGCCAGGAUCUCCACAAUCUUGAACCAACUUUCCCAAUUGGUUGCAAAUGCUACCGGCAAUCCCGGAGAGGCAAUCGGUCGUAUCGAUUUCAUGACUCCCGAGCAGCGCGCUCUCCUCCCCGACCCGACCGCCGAUCUUAAAUGGUCCAAAUUCCGCGGCCCAAUCCACGAUAUUUUCGCUGAAAACGCCGAAAAGCACCCCGAGAAGCUCUGUGUGGUAGAAACCAAGUCCGCGACGUCCGCUCACCGCGAGUUCACAUACCAACAGAUCAAUGAAGCAUCAAAUAUUCUGGGCCAUCACCUAGUCCAGGCGGGGGUCGAGCGGGGAGAGGUUGUCAUGGUGUACGCCUACCGUGGUGUCGAUCUAGUUGUCGCCGUUAUGGGCAUUCUCAAGGCCGGAGCAACCUUCUCCGUCAUUGAUCCUGCAUACCCGCCAGAGCGCCAAUGCAUCUACCUCGACGUUGCCCGUCCUCGGGCACUUAUUAACAUCCAGAAGGCCACCAAGGAUGCUGGCGAGCUAUCUGAGAAAGUGCGCGCCUUUAUCGAUGAAAACCUGGAGCUCCGUACUGAGAUCCCUGCUCUUGCCUUGCUUGAUGACGGCACUCUGCUAGGAGGCUCGGUUAAUGGACAGGAGGAUGUCUUUGCCAACGAGGUACCCCUAAAGUCCAAGCGAGUCGGUGUCGUCGUUGGCCCAGACUCUACGCCUACCCUCUCCUUCACCUCUGGUUCCGAAGGUAGACCCAAGGGUGUCCGAGGUCGGCAUUUCUCCUUGGCAUACUAUUUCCCUUGGAUGUCUGAGACAUUCAACCUGACUCCCAAUGAUAAAUUCACAAUGCUCAGCGGAAUCGCCCACGACCCAAUCCAAAGAGAUAUUUUCACUCCCCUCUUCUUGGGAGCUCAACUCCUGGUCCCCGCGCGCGAGGACAUCCAGAACGAAAAGCUUGCUGAAUGGAUGCGUGAAUAUGGAGCCACGAUCACUCACCUUACCCCUGCCAUGGGUCAAAUCCUGGUGGGAGGUGCUUCUGCCCAGUUCCCCGCUCUUCACCAUGCCUUCUUUGUCGGAGAUAUUCUGAUCAAGAGAGACUGCCGUUCCCUGCAAGGGCUGGCCCCGAACGUCAACAUCGUCAACAUGUACGGAACAACUGAAACCCAGCGUGCGGUCAGUUACUUCGAAAUUCCAAGCUUCUCAAGCGAUGGCGGAUAUCUUGAUACCAUGAAGGACGUUAUCCCCGCAGGUCGUGGAAUGGUGGAUGUGCAGAUGUUGGUGGUCAACCGCUUUGAACCCAGUCGUAUUUGUGCGAUUGGUGAGGUGGGCGAGAUCUACGUUCGCGCCGCUGGUCUCGCCGAGGGAUACCUUGGUUCCCCAGAGCUUAACCAGAAGAAGUUCCUGACCAACUGGUUUGUGGAUCCACAAACAUGGGUGGAAAAGGACAAGGCUGAUUCGCAGGGUGCCAACGAGCCCUGGCGGGAGUUCUACGUCGGGCCAAGAGAUCGCUUGUAUCGAAGCGGAGAUCUUGGCCGAUACACACCUUCGGGAAAUGUGGAAUGUUCCGGUCGCGCUGAUGACCAGGUGAAGAUCCGUGGUUUCCGCAUUGAGCUUGGAGAGAUUGAUACUCAUCUUUCGCGCCAUCCUCUCGUGAGAGAGAAUGUGACCCUAGUGCGUCGUGACAAAUUCGAGGAGCCGACCCUCGUGAGCUAUUUCGUCCCUGAUAUGAGCAAGUGGGCAUCGUGGCUGGAGAGCAAGAACCUCAAGGACGAUGAAUCUGCUGAGGGAAUGGUAGGCAUGCUCCGACGUUUCCGCCCCCUGCGCGACGAUGCUCGAGAGCUUCUUCGCAGCAAGCUCCCUGCCUACGCUGUACCCACCGUUUUCAUCCCGCUCAAGCGUAUGCCACUCAACCCCAACGGCAAGGUCGAUAAGCCCGCAUUGCCCUUCCCGGAUACUGCAGAACUUAGUGCAGCAGCGCCUCGGCGCAAGUCGUCCCUGUUGCAGGCUCUUUCCGAAACUGAGCAAGCUCUGGCUCAGAUUUGGGCCCAGCGUAUCCCUAAUGUCACCGCUCGCAUGAUCGGCCCUGAUGACUCGUUCUUCGAUCUUGGCGGCCACAGUAUCCUCGCCCAGCAGAUGUUCUUCGAUCUCCGACGCAAAUGGCGUGGUGUUGAUAUCAGUAUGAACGCCAUCUUCCGCAGCCCGACUCUCAGAACAUUCGCUGCUGAAAUCGAUCGUCUCCUCAGCUUUGAAUCUUUCGCCAGCAAUGAUGACAAAGGCCCCAGCGCCGAGGCUGAAACGGCUAAAAAGGAAGCUGACGAUGAAUACUCCCGCGAUGCCCGCAAGUUGGCGGAAACCCUACCAAAAACAUUCCCAACUCGCUCCGACGAUAUUCUUUCUAGUGAGCCGACUAUCUUCCUCACUGGCGCCACUGGUUUCCUCGGUGCCCAUAUCCUUCGGGACCUCCUUACCCGCCAGUCUCCUUCUGCCAAGGUAGUGACUCUGGUGCGAGGCAAGACCGAGGAACAAGCCCUCGAGCGUAUUCGCUCCACAUGCCGAGCCUACGGCUUCUGGGAUGACGCUUGGACUAGCAGACUGCAGUGCGUGUGCGGAAGCCUUGGAGAGCCACGCUUCGGCCUCAGUGAAGCCCUUUGGGACGACUUGACCAAGCGCGUUGAUGCAGUGAUCCACAAUGGCGCUCAGGUCCACUGGGUGUAUCCUUACUCUACCCUCAAGCCCGCCAACGUCCUGGGUACCAUUGACGCUCUGAACCUUUGCGCCACCGGCAAGCCCAAGCAAUUCUCCUUCGUCAGUUCUACCAGUGUCCUUGACAGCGACUACUACGUUGAGGAAUCCGAGCGGAGUAUCGCGGCUGGCGGUGCUGGGAUCAGCGAGGACGACGAUCUUGAGGGAAGCAGCGUCGGUCUGGGCACUGGCUACGGCCAGAGCAAGUGGGCAGGAGAGUAUCUUGUUCGGGAAGCCGGCCGAAGGGGAUUGAAGGGAACUAUUGUUCGUCCCGGUUACGUUCUUGGAGACUCCAACAGUGGAACUACCAACACCGAUGACUUCCUCAUUCGAAUGAUCAAGGGAUGUAUCCAGCUUUCCGCUCGGCCCAACAUCAACAACACCGUCAACAUGGUCCCCGUUGACCACGUUGCACGCGUUGUCAUUGCCGGCGCCUUCCACCCUCCACGUGCCCCCAUCGGUGUUGCCCAAGUCACCGGACAUCCCCGUCUUCGCUUCAACCAGUUCCUGGGUGCUCUCCAACUAUACGGAUACGAUGUACCCCAGGUUGACUACGUUCCAUGGUCCAAGUUGCUUGAGCAGUAUGUCAACGACGGACAGCAUGAUGACCCUGAGUCCCAGCAUGCUCUUAUGCCCCUCUAUCAUUUCGUGACAGCGGACCUUCCGUCCAACACUAAGGCCCCUGAACUAGAUGACAUCCAGGCCGCUGCUUCCCUGCGAGCCGAUGCCGCCUGGUCCGGCGUUGAUGUUUCUGCUGGCGCUGGAGUAACAGAGGAGCUAGUCGGCCUCUACGUUUCUUAUCUCGUCUCCAUUGGAUUCUUGCCUGCGCCGCCGGCUUCAGAUGCCGCUCGUCCACUGCCCGCGGCCAAAAUCACCGAGGAUCAGAAGAAAGCGCUGGCUAGCGUUGGUGGUCGUGGAGGCACUGCGUAA
This is a messenger RNA of Aspergillus ochraceoroseus IBT 24754, 4257 nucleotides long. It is a transcript of the gene aarA, whose product is annotated as L-aminoadipate-semialdehyde dehydrogenase. Gene Ontology annotation, biological process: L-lysine biosynthetic process. Gene Ontology annotation, molecular function: L-aminoadipate-semialdehyde dehydrogenase [NAD(P)+] activity; phosphopantetheine binding. Lineage: Eukaryota; Fungi; Ascomycota; Eurotiomycetes; Eurotiales; Aspergillaceae. The transcript has 4 exons. The record is from RefSeq and is a predicted model, not a curated record. Bases 1 to 4257 code for a protein of 1418 amino acids.